Messenger RNA from Heteronotia binoei (common prickly gecko), 942 nucleotides. RefSeq names its product olfactory receptor 1L1-like. NCBI's taxonomy places the organism in Eukaryota, Metazoa, Chordata, Lepidosauria, Squamata, Gekkonidae. Gene Ontology annotation, molecular function: G protein-coupled receptor activity; olfactory receptor activity. The transcript has a single exon. The record is from RefSeq and is a predicted model, not a curated record. The coding region runs from base 1 to 942 and encodes 313 amino acids. Gene Ontology annotation, cellular component: membrane. Gene Ontology annotation, biological process: G protein-coupled receptor signaling pathway.
AUGGAUCACAGGAAUGUCACUCAGGUCUCCGAAUUCCUCAUCCGUGGCUUCACUUCCCAACCCGAACUCCAGAAGAUCCUUUUCCCCUUCUUCCUCUUCAUGUAUCUGCUCACCCUCCUGGGGAACGUCACCAUCAUCUUUGUGAUCCACUCUGAUGAGAAGCUUUUCCAAACCCCCAUGUACUUCCUCCUCAGCUUCCUUGCAGUAUGCGAUUUGGGGUUUUGCAGCAACAUCAUCCCCAAGGCGAUUGUAAACUUGGUGUCUCAGAAAAAGACCAUCUCCUACCAUGGCUGUCUGACACAGAUAUUUUUCGCAAUCUUUAUUGGCAAUGCAGACAGCUACAUCCUGGCUUCCAUGGCCUAUGACCGUUUUGUGGCCAUCUGCCGCCCGCUCUACUAUUCUGCCAUGAUGAGCUACAAGCGUUGCAUUCAAUUGGCAGCCAUAUCCUGGACCAUCCCCUUCUUCCACUCUGUGCUUUACACCGUGAUGAUGUCUCAUGUCGAGUUCUGUAACCCUGGGGAGAUCGCUCAGUUUUUCUGUGACCUUUACCCUGUUCUGGAUGUUUCUUGCUCUGACUCAAGCAUUAUAGAUUUAGUCUUGAUGACAGAGGGGUUAGUGGAGAUCCUGGGGCCAUUUGUGCUCAUUCUCAUUUCAUACAUCUUCAUUUUCUAUACCAUCUUGAAGAUUCCGUCAGCCGUUGCCAAGCGCAAGGCAUUCUCGACAUGCGGGUCCCACAUUUGUGUGGUGCUCAUGUACUUUGGUGGGAUAAGUUUUAUUUAUUUCAAGCCAAAUGCCAAUCACCCAGAGUACAAGGACACAGUGGCAGGUGUUAUGUGCACCCUGGUAACCCCCAUGUUGAAUCCUUUCAUCUAUACCCUCAGGAACAAUGAGAUGAAGGCAGCCAUGAAGAGGGCCUACAAGAAGUAUUUUCAUAGAUCUUGA